AUGGAGGCGAUGCGCAGAAAGAUCAUCGAGGAGCAGCUGGCGGCCAUCGAGCAGGCAAAGCGUCAGCAGCAGGAGCGCCAACAAUCCACGACCGCCUCGUCAUCCUCCUCCUCUUCGGCCGCCAAUCCGGCCGUCACAUUGCUGCCCCACCGCAACAAGCACGCUCCUCCGCCCAAGUCGCAGUCGCAGUCGCAGUCGCAAUCCGUAGCAGCAUUCGGCGGCGCUGGCUCAGGCGUUGGCUCUCGCACAGAUCCCAUCGUGUUUGGCGAGUCGUCACCCAUCGGCGCCACGCGAUCCAAUCCAUUCCAGUCCGCUGCUGUCAAGCCGUCAACCUCCGCGUCAUCUUCAUCUCGCGCUCCCGCUCGCCCUCCCGCAUCCGCAGCAACGUCGAGCUAUGCCGCAGCACAGCCCUUCCGCUCUCCCAACUCCAAAUCUUCCUACGCCCCCUUCAUCUCGCCUAGCAACACUCCUCCACCACCACCACCACUCCGCAACAAUAACCCUUUCUACCAUUCGCCCCUCGCCUCUCCCUCCGCAUCACGCUCCAAACCGCUUCGUCAACCGUACGCCUACGACGACCACAUGCAGUCAAGCCCCGUGCACACCAUCUAUCCGGACGAUACAGCCGUAGGGCCCACCAUCGAUGCGGCCACGCGCGAAAGGCAAAUACGCGACCUUCUCUCAAACAUGGUCAACGUCACCCAGGUCUCGGACGAUGCAAAGACAGACGCACACGUACCGGGCCUCAAGUGCAUGCUCCUCCCGCACCAGGUGCAGGGCGUCGCUUGGAUGCGCGAGCGCGAAAAGGGCGCCGCCAAAGGUGGCAUCCUCGCAGACGACAUGGGUCUCGGAAAGACGGUACAGACGCUCGCGCUCAUCGUCUCGAACCGCCCGGGCAACGACAAGGCCACCAUCGAUCUAGACGUACCCGCCGAACCUACGAAGCGCGGCAAGAAGGCUGCUGCACCCAAGAACGCAAGCCUAGACGAAGCUCAAGACGAACUAGAGGACGCGGCACGCAAAGAGAUGCCCUCCAAGACGACGCUCAUCAUCGCACCGCUCGCCGUCAUCAAGCAGUGGGAGCGCGAGGUCACCGAAAAGACCGACGCAGGUCUCAAGGUGUACCUCUACCAUGGCCCUUCGCGAACAAAGUCCGCUGCGCACUUCGCCAAGUUCGACAUCGUCAUCUCCACCUACACCACGGUAGCGAGCGAGUACAACACCUACAUGGCUGCGCUCGAAGCACGUGCCAAGGGUGUGCCCCUCACCAAGCCUGCUGCCAAAUCCAAGUCCCGCACCGGCGCAAAGAGCAACGCACCACGCACCACGGCCGACUCGGACGCAGACUCGGGCUCAGACGCGAGCGUGGUGGCCAUCGACUCGGACGACACGGACGACUCAUUCGCACGCGCCCCAGCCAAGCCCGGCAAGCCCGCCAAGAAGGCGGCAGCGGCGCCGCUGUUCGACUUUUCCUGGCUGCGCAUCGUGCUGGACGAGGCGCAGAACAUCAAGAACCACAAGGCCAAGUGCUCGCGCGCGUGCUUCAUGCUCGCCGGCCGCGCCGUGUCGCGCUGGUGCCUCACGGGCACGCCGCUGCAGAACGACGCCUACGAGAUGUUUAGCCUGAUCCACUUUCUGCGCGUGCCGCCGUUCGACGAAUAUGCGCACUUCCGCGAAAAGAUCGGCGAGCCGCUCAAGUCGGCCAACCAGAACCGCGUCAACUGGGGCAUGAAGCGCCUCUGCUUUGUGCUCCAGACCAUAAUGCUCCGCCGCACCAAGGACGCCAAGGCCCAGGACGGCUCGCCCAUCCUCACGCUGCCCAAGCGCACGCUCCAACUCAUCGAGCUCGACUUCGACAGCGAUGCAGAGAGGCAGUUCUACCUAGGGCUGCAGGAGAGGAUCCGCAAGGCGUUUGAGGUCGAAAACGGAGGGCAGGGCAAGACCAACAUGAUCGCAUCGCUCGUGCUGCUGCUCAGGCUCAGGCAGGCGUGCAACCACCCGGCCAUGGUCACGGGCAAUCUGCGCACGGACGCCGGCGCCAUCGGGUCUGCGGCCGAGCCUGCGCCGGGCAAGCCCGCACCCAGCACGAUGGAGGCGGAGGAGGACGACGAUGACGGGCUGGCCGCGAUGCUGUCGGGCCUGAGCGUGGCGGUGAAGCGGUGCGAGCAGUGCCAGGUGGACCUGCCGCCGGGUGCCACACCCUCGACGCUCGACGCUGCACGCCGGCUGCUGUGUGCAGAGUGUACGCAGCUCGCGGCGUCGCACUCGCACGACCUCUUUGCCGCCUCGACGGGCUCGACCAAGAUCCGCAAGAUGCUGUCGCUGCUCACCUCGAUCCGCGCCGCGGACGCACGCGAGAAGACGAUCGUCUUUUCGCAGUUCACCUCGUUCCUCGACCUGGUCGAGCCGCACCUCUCGCAGCGUGGCUUUGGCUACGUGCGGUACGACGGCUCCAUGCGCCCCCCGGAGCGCGAGGCGGCUCUGGAGCGCAUCCGCUCGGAUGCGGCGACCACGGUGAUCCUCAUCUCGUUCAAGGCGGGCAGUACGGGGCUGAACCUGACGGCGUGCAGCCGGGUGAUCCUGAUGGACCUGUGGUGGAAUCCGCAGAUCGAGGAGCAGGCGUUCGACCGCGCCCACCGCCUUGGCCAGGUGCGCGACGUGACCAUCUACAAGCUCAGCAUCAAGGAUACGGUGGAGGAGCGCAUCCUCCGGCUGCAGGACAAGAAGCGCGCGCUCGCCAAGGCCGCGCUCGAGGGCAGCAAGCUCGUCAAGGGCAAUCGGCUCGAUUUCAAGGAGAUCUGGUUCUUGUUCAACGGCAACGACUAG
Messenger RNA from Moesziomyces aphidis, 2826 nucleotides. The record is from the annotation of a GenBank genome assembly. NCBI's taxonomy places the organism in Eukaryota, Fungi, Basidiomycota, Ustilaginomycetes, Ustilaginales, Ustilaginaceae.